Malaya genurostris is the source of this 1697-nucleotide messenger RNA. RefSeq names its product GILT-like protein 3. Gene Ontology annotation, molecular function: oxidoreductase activity, acting on a sulfur group of donors, disulfide as acceptor. Bases 276 to 971 code for a protein of 231 amino acids. The record is from RefSeq and is a predicted model, not a curated record. Lineage: Eukaryota; Metazoa; Arthropoda; Insecta; Diptera; Culicidae. The transcript has 3 exons.
UUCAUCCCUUCGGUAUUUCGUAUCAUUUGUCUCCGAUAGUGGUUGUUUGCCGACGCACGCCAGUCUUAUCAUUAUACGCUGUGUCAGCGCUGUAUAGUGAGUAGAAAAGCACCAAAAACCUGAUGAAGGAUAUAACAUAAUCUUUUUGUGUGGAACACCUAUCAAAGAUUAGCAGAUUAGAAAACGAUUGGUUAGGCACUUAAAACUCGAAAACGAAUCUAGCUCUGCAGGAUUUCAUUACAUCGCACCAAAUUCUAGUCCUGAUAACACGCAAAAUGUAUCAAAAGCGAUUGAUGAGAAUUGUAUAUCUGUUAAUUUUCAUGAUUGUACUUAUCCUUCUUUAUAAAAGUUUUUCGAAUGCACCGAGUAUAGCGAAUGAUGCACAGGAAGAUUCAGCGCUUCGACCAUCGGAUUCUCCUGUCUACGUCAUGGUGUUCUACGAGGCCCUCUGUCCUGAUUCUAAAAAUUUUAUUCUUAAGCAACUACAUCCAACGUUUGUCCGCGCCCCUAGCUUAAUAGACAUCCAAUUUGUACCUUACGGGAAAGCAACGACCAGUACUAACUCGGAUGGUUCUCUAGCCUUUGACUGCCAGCAUGGUCCCAUCGAAUGCGAAGCAAACAUCAUUCACGCGUGUGUGGUCGAAGCUGUCCACGAUGCCAGAACGCGCCUGAACAUGGUUGCGUGCAUGAUUCGUGAUAAUAUGAUACCGAAGGAUGCUUUCUAUCGGUGUGCCAAAGAACAUGCGGUUGAAAUUGAAUCGAUCCAGAAAUGUUAUGACAGUCUCCACGGGGCGGAACUACUCAAGCUGCACGGAGAAGCCACUCAUGCUCUGCGGCCUGCCGUCUCCUUCAUUCCAACAAUUACACUCGACGGACAGCAGGGACGACAAGCUUCCAUUCUAAAAGACUUGUUCGGUGAGAUAUGUAAGGUAGCCUCCGGCCGGGGGCCGAAACCGGUUGUGUGCGAAUGAUAGCAAAUGGUGUUGUACUCGAUUAAUCGUUUCUUCCGAAACGAACUGUACGAGGAGUUCCGACAGAUUCCAAUGCGCAUCCAGCGCUCGGUUCUACUGCUGUUGCAGUAGAUUAAUUGCAAUUAAAACUGAACACAACGAUGAUUCCCUCCAAAGAACCUUAUUUGAAACAUCGAUUCAGUUGGUUGAUGUAAUUAGAAUGAUUGUUUUUGUUAGUUUUGCUCAAAGUUUUCCAUGUAUGAUUACCUCUAGUUGAACGUAUUACAGUUGAGAAGCACAUUUAUAUAAACUAGAAAAUCUAUGCACUAUAUUCACAUUCUAGGGUCGAAAAAAUUCUUGUGUCCAGCAUACCAAAAUCACUAAAAAUGGUGAUUUGCAUUCCAAUAUCAUAAAAAUCUUAGAAACAAGUACCUAGAAGCUAGUAGUGAAUGAUAUUGUGAACCGUAGCAUUGAUGGAUAGUAUUAGAUUAUAGUAUGAUCUAGAAGAUCUUUAGCAUGAAGCAAGAAGUCAGCAAAAUUUCGUAGCUUGACCACGACGACUUCAGGAGAUAGGCAGCAUCUAACCUUAUCGAUAUAAAAAAAACCAUCGUUAGUAUCAUUUAAGAAAGGCGUGUUUCAUGAUAGCUCAAUCGUUUAAAGUAUCAAUUAUCGUGUUUAGGGGGUAGAUCGUACUGAUUAAAUGAGGAUAAGAAUUAAAAUACUUUAAAUAAAAUUUACUAAAAUCAA